GUGUUGUAGGGUGCGGUUUCUUGAGUCCAGCUGUAACCGGUUACCGGAGACUCUCGUCACACACACACGGCAGCGCUGUAUGGUUAAACACCUCAACAAUUAUUCUCCGGAGCGGCUUUAUGAUUAAGCUACAAUCUUCAAUGAGUAAGCAUAUUCCACAGUUCUGUGGUGUUUUGGGUCACACAUUUAUGGAGUUUCUGAAGGGCAGUGGCGACUACUGCCAGGCUCAGCACGGCGUUUAUGCAGAGAAGUGAACGGCUAGCCUCGCUACCUCAUCAGAAGAGAGACUUGUGUUACAGUUUUAACGUUGGCGGUAUCGGGCUUGGUGAGCGGGCGUCCACAGCGGUCGGCGGUUCUGGAUGGGGUAAAAAAAAUCUCUUGAAGUUCACUGCCCUCGUCGGCCCUACGUCUUCACUCUCACCAGAGAACCAGCCUUGUUUUCUAGGAUUUUUGUUUUCGAUUUUCCUUAUUUUUUUGGGGGUCAUACCUUAUUUUUCCUAAUUGUAUCCGCCAAGUUUUCUUUUUGUUAUUGGAGAGAGUUUCUCCCGUUUUUGAUUAAGAUUUUCAAGCUAUUUUAAAGUCAAAAAUGGCUCGUAUGAAUAGACCUGCCCCAGUGGAGAUCACUUACAAAAACAUGAGAUUCCUCAUUACCCACAACCCCACUAAUGCCACGCUUCACAAAUUCAUUGAGGAACUGAAGAAAUAUGGGGUGACAACGGUAGUUCGCGUGUGUGAGGCCACGUAUGAUGCAAACCUGGUUGUUAAAGAAGGUAUUCAGGUUCUGGAUUGGCCCUUUGACGAUGGAGCUCCUCCAUCUAAUCAGAUCGUCGAUGAUUGGUUAAACCUUCUUCGGGUUAAGUUUAGGGAGGAGCCAGGCUGCUGCAUUGCUGUACAUUGUGUUGCAGGCCUUGGAAGAGCCCCAGUACUGGUUGCUCUGGCCCUGAUUGAGUGUGGGAUGAAAUAUGAGGAUGCUGUUCAAUUCAUUCGACAAAAGCGCCGUGGAGCAUUCAACAGCAAGCAGCUCUUCUAUCUGGAAAAAUAUCGUCCCAAAAUGCGUCUUCGAUUCAAGGAUUCCAACGGGCACCGCAACAACUGCUGCAUCCAGUAAAAGCUUGCGCAUCAGCCUUUCUCAAAUGUGUAAUGGGAGUUUGUAUCUGGCUUAAGUAGUUUGUUCUCUUCAUGGUAACUGUGAAAAUACCGUAACAAAAAUUAAGCUUAUUUCGUUACUAGUGUCCCCCUCCCUUCUCUUUGUUUUAUGUAUUUCCUGUGGAGAAACCUCUGUCAGCAAGGUCAAGUGCUUGUUUGAACAUGAGCUUAGUGUUUUGCGAUGACGUUUUUGUUGGUCAAAUCCCACCUCUGCCAAACACAUAGUAUGCUUUGAUUAAAAAAACAAAUUUCAUGCAUUUUUAUUAAUCUGUAAUAAAUGCCUGCCUCCAAAAAGAUCUAAAAUAAAUGCCUUAUUACAGCAGAAAGACACUGUCUGGUGGAGGAGUUCUCGGUGGCAUUUGGAGAGGUUUCUCAAAGAUGUCUUUUGCAGAAAAAAAAAUCAGGAAGAGAGGAAAAAAAAUUGAGGAAAAUAAAAUGUCUUUAUAUAAAUAUAUUGAAGGGUGGGGUACUACUUUUUGUUGUUUAUCCAAACUUUGUUUACCUAUUACUGCCAUGUCAAUAGUGUGAUGUUUGUGUUUUGGCUUAAAACUGGACCUCAAUGUCUGCGGUAUUUUUAUGCCUUUUUAUUUGAUGUGCGUAACUUAAUAUUUCGAUACUUGAUUUAUGUACGGUAUUUGAUUAUGUGUACUGUUAAAUCACCUAUUUAUAUCAUUGGAUAUAUGUUGUAGAAUAGCGAGAGACAAGUUUGCCAAUUUGAGAGUACAAUAAAGAUACACUGAAGGAA
Messenger RNA from Labeo rohita (rohu), 1891 nucleotides. It is a transcript of the gene ptp4a1, whose product is annotated as protein tyrosine phosphatase 4A1. Gene Ontology annotation, molecular function: protein tyrosine phosphatase activity. The record is from RefSeq and is a predicted model, not a curated record. Lineage: Eukaryota; Metazoa; Chordata; Actinopteri; Cypriniformes; Cyprinidae. The transcript is spliced from 6 exons. Gene Ontology annotation, biological process: protein dephosphorylation. Gene Ontology annotation, cellular component: nucleus. The coding region runs from base 587 to 1108 and encodes 173 amino acids.